Messenger RNA from Eutrema salsugineum, 732 nucleotides. RefSeq lists its product as uncharacterized. Lineage: Eukaryota; Viridiplantae; Streptophyta; Magnoliopsida; Brassicales; Brassicaceae. The record is from RefSeq and is a predicted model, not a curated record. Bases 86 to 601 code for a protein of 171 amino acids. The transcript is spliced from 2 exons.
GAACCUUGAAGCUAUUUCACUGGAGUAGUUCAAAGUCUCUCCUUGUCUAAAACUAGUGUCCUUGUGCCAUUUUGUGGUGGUCAAGAUGAAGAAGAAACUGAUAAUGAUUUUGUUCAUACUCCUGCAACUUCUGUUAAUAAACUCUCUAUCUCCCAAACACUCAUCAGCAAAACCAAAAGCAGAAAUCAAUGUAAUGGGUUUUGUUUACUGUGAUGUCUGCUCCAACAACAGUUUCUCCAGACACAGUUACUUCAUGUCCGGCGUGGAAGUGAGAAUAGUCUGCAAAUUCAAAGCAGCAUCGUCGAGAACAAACGAAGUGAUAACAUUCUCUGCAAACAGAACCACUAACGAGUUCGGACUCUACAAGGUAGCCAUUACUUCUCUAUAUUGCGCUGACGUGGACAGACUCGCGACUUCUUGUCAAGCGAGUUUGGUCGGAAGAUUAAGCUCCUCGGAUUCUUCUUGCAGCGUUCCUGGUUAUAGAACCACUACGGAUCAAGCCGUGUUCAAGUCUAAACGGUCUAGCAUCUGUAUCUAUGGAUUCAAUGCUUUGAAUUUCAGACCGUUCAAGAAGAAUCUUGCCUUGUGUGGCAAGAAAUAGAGACUUGUAAACCACAAAAUUAUCUUCUACUCAGAAAUAAUGUCUACUAGCAAGGAAUGCUCGGAACGAAAAAUUGUUUUAUCUUUUAUUAGCAUUUAUGUUGAAGGAUGCAUAUUAUUUUUUAUUUGAAC